AUGAUUUAUUCUCGUGCUGGCCGUGUUCCUGAUCUCUCUCUUUCUCUCUCACGCACGGCUACCGACUAUCACCACCACCACCAUCUAGCACCCUCCUUUUUCUCUUGUUCGCGGCCGACAGCGGAUCUGUGCUUGUUUUUUCUCUUUCUUUCCUGUUUGGCGACGAUGAAGUCUUACCGAGCUCCGGCGUUCUUCCAACAGGGUCGCUACAUCCCAAACAAGGUUCUCGGUACAGGUACGUAUGGGCAGGUGAUACGGUGCCACGAUACUCUCACAGACAAAGAUGUCGCUGUGAAGGUCGCGCAAAGUGACGCCGCGUACCGUCGCUCCGCUUUGAACGAAAUCAGCGCUCUGCUAUGCCUCAAAGAAAACCACGACUCUGCGAACAUUCUGGACUCCUUCGAGGACGCCGGACAUGUUUGCAUUGUCUCAGAGUUGCUGGACCGAAACCUCUUUGAGGUACUGCGAAAUCGUGGCUUUGGUCCGCUGUCGCUGAGCGAAGUGCGCCAAGUCGCUCUGCACGUCUUGGGCGCCCUGUCCUCGCUCCAUAACAGCGGGUACAUGCAUUGCGACAUCAAGCCCGAGAACAUAAUGCUGCGCUACAGCACCCCCGUCAGCUCUGAUUCCUCCUCGCCAGUGCUGGGACCCUCCCCGAGCGAGAAUUCCAGCAGUGGACUGUCGAACAAGAGCGGCGAGCACAACAACUUCCCAAACGUACAGCCGCCCGGACUAGAGACCCUGAAGCUGGACACCAAUGCCAAUACCCACAAUCAGCUCUGGCGUGACGUGCACUCGAUUGACUCCUUCGGGAACACGCAUAACGUGGCCUCCCAGGACAGCGAUCGGAACACGGGAUUUUCCUCGCGCACCGGCAACCGUCUUGGGGGCUACUCGCAGCAGCAGCACGGACAGCGCGGCAGCGGCGACGUCACAGCUGCGAUCAGCAGCGCGGACGUGCGUCACAGCAGCAGACUCGAUGCACUCUUCAGCAUGUCAACCGCCUCAGCAGGCACCCCCGGCACCGGUAACAAUAGCUGCAACGACCUACGUGUGGAUCGCAAUAUGCUGAGCAACAAGGGUAACGAGUGUCAGGAACGGAAAAAAUGCAGUCCCGAUUCUAAUCCGUACUGCCGCACGUGCCUGAUCGACUUCGGCGCCGUGCGCCGCUUCAACGAGAACACGUACUACGAUGUGCAGUCACUCUGGUACCGUGCACCGGAGGUAUUGUGUGGGCUUCCAUACACCGCCGCAAUCGACUCCUGGAGUGUUGGCUGCGUCCUCUUCGAACUCUUCACCGGCAAACCGCUUUUCCCGGGCGAGAACCUGCAGCAUCAGCUCUCACUGAUUGUCCAACACGUUGGCCAUCCGUCUAAGGCGGCGCUUACGCUGGGAUGCUUGGCAGCGCAGUUCCAGCUUCCCAUGGCGUAUAUGUCGCCUGAUGCGCGACGGGAGCACAUGCGGCAGUGGAUUUUUUCCGCCCGCGAGGCAGGGCUGCAGCGGUGGCGCAAGCACCAGAUGCAGAAACUGCAAGAGGUUCACAUGGCCGGCAACCAGCAGCUGCGGUCUCGCCGUACCGCCGAUGCUCCGAACGCCAAGAUGGAGGAGGACGCUCUGUUAGCCGCUACUCCCUACGGCGACUCGGACGUGGAUGGGACUUCAGAGGAGCUGGAGCGACUUGUCGACCUGAUCUUGGACCUAUUGCAUCCUGACGAGUCGCAGCGACUGAGCUGCGCACAAGCUCUGUGCCAUCCGUUCCUGAACAACAUCCCGCAGUCCUGCAAGGCUACCCCGUACCCGUACACCGCUACCCCAGCUGCCUGCUUUCCGCCUAUGUCUGCCACGUCGGCGGCGAUGCCGUGCAUUAUGGCUACAACCACCACUGGACAGCCGGUAAUGAUGACCACCUCGCCGUUGAGCGUGCCGAUGGGAUGUUCUCCUUUGAGUCCAUUUGUGGUGCACUCAGUCCACUCCGCCCCAGCCGCAGCCGUGCCCUUCACCGUAGCGCCAGUGGAGUCAAUGCUGGGGAUGGAAACGAAUGUGUCACCUCUCAGUGCUCCCUCGCAGCAUCAGCCUGCUCAGACGUUCAACACUUACCCCACUGUCGCGGCCCCGACAGUGUACACUACCAAUACCACGGGGCAGGUGAUGCAGUGUGCUGUGCCAGUCUUCACACAGGUGACUCACCGAGUCGCUUCAAACGUUGGCCCCGCGUUUCUGCCACUUGGCAUGACAACACAGAGCCCGGUCGGUGGUGUCUAUUGCUCCCCUACCGCAACUACAUCGCAGCAGCAAUACCCACCGUCGGGAAUGAACAUAUCGCCCACUUUCUCACCAGCUGGGGCGCUCGUACACGCGCAUAUGCCGUUGGCAUUCACACCAACCGCAGCUUCCAAUCCCUCCACCGCCGCCUCCGUAGCAUCAGUACAACCCCUCGGUGUCCCGUCGUACGUGCUUGCAAGUGCGGGCACGGCUCCUUGCAUAUGCGACUACUACUCUGACAUGGCCCCACCCGGGAUGCCGCCUUAUGUUCUGUGCCAUUUUCAACCGCACCACGCCUGCACCACGGUCGUCUCUCCCUGA
This is a messenger RNA of Leishmania braziliensis MHOM/BR/75/M2904, 2580 nucleotides long. Its product is annotated as protein kinase-like protein. Bases 1 to 2580 code for a protein of 859 amino acids. The record is from RefSeq and is a predicted model, not a curated record. Gene Ontology annotation, cellular component: cytoplasm. Lineage: Eukaryota; Euglenozoa; Kinetoplastea; Trypanosomatida; Trypanosomatidae. Gene Ontology annotation, biological process: peptidyl-threonine phosphorylation; peptidyl-serine phosphorylation. Gene Ontology annotation, molecular function: protein tyrosine kinase activity; protein serine/threonine kinase activity; ATP binding. The transcript has a single exon.